Messenger RNA from Procambarus clarkii (red swamp crayfish), 702 nucleotides. Its product is annotated as mucin-1-like. The record is from RefSeq and is a predicted model, not a curated record. Lineage: Eukaryota; Metazoa; Arthropoda; Malacostraca; Decapoda; Cambaridae.
AUGGCUCCAGACACAGGUGUGGCUCCUGACACAAGUGUGGCUCCUGACACAAGUGUGGCUCCUGACACAAGUGUGGCUCCUGACACAGGUGUGGCUCCAGACACAGGUGUGGCUCCAGACACAGGUGUGGCUCCAGACACAGGUGUGGCUCCAGACACAGGUGUGGCUCCAGACACAGGUGUGGCUCCAGACACAGGUGUGGCUCCUGACACAGGUGUGGCUCCUGACACAGGUGUGACUCCAGACACAGGUGUGGCUCCUGACACAGGUGUGGCUCCAGACACAGGUGUGGCUCCAGACACAGGUGUGGCUCCUGACACAGGUGUGGCUCCAGACACAGGUGUGGCUCCAGACACAGGUGUGGCUCCUGACACAGGUGUGGCUCUAGACAAAGGUGUGGCUCCUGACACAGGUGUGGCUCCUGACACAGGUGUGGCUCCAGACACAGGUGUGGCUCCUGACACAGGUGUGGCUCCAGACACAGGUGUGGCUCCAGACACAGGUGUGGCUCCAGACACAGGUGUGGCUCCAGACACAGGUGUGGCUCCAGACACAGGUGUGGCUCCAGACACAGGUGUGGCUCCAGACACAGGCGUCGCUCCUAACACAGGUGUGGCUCCAGACACAGGUGUCGCUCCAGACACAGGUGUCGCUCCAGACACAGGUGUCGCUCCAGACACAGGUGUCGCUGUAACACUGUAA